This is a messenger RNA of Fusarium verticillioides 7600, 1715 nucleotides long. RefSeq lists its product as hypothetical. The record is from RefSeq and is a predicted model, not a curated record. The transcript is spliced from 2 exons. Gene Ontology annotation, biological process: positive regulation of DNA-templated transcription. Gene Ontology annotation, cellular component: Set1C/COMPASS complex. Bases 197 to 1528 code for a protein of 443 amino acids. Lineage: Eukaryota; Fungi; Ascomycota; Sordariomycetes; Hypocreales; Nectriaceae.
GCCAUCGCCAACAGCUUGUCACUUACACCGAAGUUUCAAUUUCCGUUUUUCUUUUUUCGAUUAGCUUAAUAAACUGGCGGUGCUUAUAUUUCCCUGGAAUUGCCUGUUUCUCGGUCUAUUAUAUAAAUCGUAUUGUGUCAAGUGACCACAUUAAUUGUAUAUAAGGGGCAAUAUCUGCCACUGUCAACACUCCACAAUGGAACAAACCACACCAACAAUAGGACAAAGCGAAGACUCUCGCUCUGAACCCUUUGAAAAUGACACAAAGAGCGAAACAGUUGCCGACAGUACCCCUCAACCUCCGUUAGAUGCCCACCCCGCCUCCUCCAACUCACCUUCACAUCCUCCUUCUACAUCUACAGAACUUUACAACAUGGCCGCUCACACAGCUUCAAAGAAGAAAGGCACUGCUUCGACAAUUAAGAAGACGCCUAAGCGAUCAAAGAAAACAGGAGGGCCAAGGGCGGCGAAAAGAGCCAAACUGCCCGCGCGGUCAGGUUCCGCGGGAGAUGCCCAUGAAUCGGCAGGAUCCGAACUCGAGGAAUCUGACCAUGGACCAUAUUGCCUAUGCCGUGGGGCAGACGACCACCGGUGGAUGAUAUGUUGCGAAAAUUGCGAGGAUUGGUUCCAUGGAGAAUGUAUCAACAUGAACAAAGAGGUUGGCGAAAAUCUGAUCGAAAAGUUCAUCUGUCCACUCUGCACAAACGAAAGCCUCACAACUUUAUACAAGAAAACAUGCGCCUUGGGCGGAUGUAGAAAGGCAGCCCGAAUAGCCCAGGAGGAGAAGAGCGUGUUCUGCUCCAACGAGCAUGCACAAACAUGGUGGGAGCGAAUAGUAGCCAAGUUGCCCAAGGCAAAGGGAAAAGGAGGAGUUAACGACCAGCUUACCCAGGAGGAAUUCAUGGCGCUGCUUCAGGGUGGCCUUUCAGGAACUGACGAAGAAGGGCUUUGGAGGCUGGUCAAGGCACCAUUUGCAGGCGAAGAGUCAAAUGGUCCAAACGGAACUGAGAAAGAAAAUCCCGAUCAGACGCACCUCUCUGCGGAGGAGAAAGAGUAUCUCGAAAGUGCAGCCGCAGCACGCUUCCACUUGGCCGAGGAGACAGUUCUCUGUCACAAAAUGCUCACUCUCUUGGAGUUCGCACACGAGAGACGGCAAGCUGCAAUUACUGCCGGUCGCUUCAAAGAAGAUAUCUGUGGAUACGAUGAACGUCUCGACAGUAUUGGUGCCCGGGACGCUUUUGAGGCGUUUGCAAAGUCGCCAGAAGGCGAGGCUAUUUUCAAAGCGUCUCGCAUGAGCGAUCCUCUAGGAGAAGGCGACGAAGUUCGUGGUAUGUGUGAGCGCAAGCGUUGCAAGUUUCAUGGUGGAUGGUAUAAGAUGCUUUCAUUGGGUCUCAAGCAUCAGAUCCGGGAAAUGGCAACACAGGCCGAUGAGGUUGGAGAAGAGGAGAAGGCUAUGCGCCAAGCCGCGAAGGAUAGAUGGAGGCGGAAGCAGUCAGAAAAGAACUGGGUUGAGGUUCUGGAUGGUUGAAUGCUGCUGCUACUCAGGCGUUGCUGGCGUAUAUGGGAUACUGCUGAUUGUUGGGUGCUUAAUCAUGUCACCAUCAAGCUAACUAUAGAGUCCUUUUCGAGCAGUCUGGCAGUCUUUAUGAGAGGGACUACAAAUGUCUACUAUUUUCAAUCAUAAAAUCAUGAAGGAAACAUCUAUUCACACCUGG